Molecule: messenger RNA, 362 nt
Organism: Gregarina niphandrodes
Lineage: Eukaryota; Apicomplexa; Conoidasida; Eugregarinorida; Gregarinidae
Product: amidohydrolase
Exons: 1
Molecular function (GO): hydrolase activity, acting on carbon-nitrogen (but not peptide) bonds
Source: RefSeq, a predicted model, not a curated record
AUGGGACUCUCACGGAUGUGUGCAAAAGGCUGCUCUGAAACGGAGCCGAAGCCGUCAAGAGGCUCUUGUGUUGCUAUCACCAACGUACGAGUUUUCGAUGGAGACAAGAUCUGUGAACCGAGCAUUGUUAUCAUCAAAGGUGAGCUCAUUGGUAGUUCUGAAAUGGUGCCUACUGAAACCGUGGAUGCACAGGGAGGGGUGUUAUUACCCGGACUGAUAGACUGUCAUAUCCACUUGACGGGGACGGACGACCUCGUUCGGAUGACGGAGUACGGCGUGACCACUGCAUUUGAUAUGGCUACCUGGCCCGCUGAGCUUCUCAAGUCGCUCCGUGGACAGAAGGGUCUUACUGACAUCAAAGC